This is a messenger RNA of Morchella sextelata, 726 nucleotides long. RefSeq lists its product as uncharacterized. The record is from RefSeq and is a predicted model, not a curated record. The transcript has 5 exons. The coding region runs from base 1 to 726 and encodes 241 amino acids. NCBI's taxonomy places the organism in Eukaryota, Fungi, Ascomycota, Pezizomycetes, Pezizales, Morchellaceae.
AUGAUAAGCGCUUAUCAAGAAGCCUUUAUCAUCAUCAGCAGGGUGCAGGAUAACAUCAUGGGUCUGCAGAAGUAUGAUGAAAAAGAAAGAAAGAAGGAGAGUAGAGUAAGAAAAGCUCACUACCUACGCCAACACGUAUUAUUUGGGCGUCUUUACAAGGGAUCACCCUUUUUGGGAGAGGGAUAUCCUAACGUCGAGGGCAUCAAGCACCUGACUUACCCCCGUGCUAGAUUAUCAAAUACCCCAGGACAUGACGACAUGACUUUUCGAGAGAUGGUUUUCCGAGUCUAUUCUGCAAAAAAAAGUGAAGUAGUGGGACUGUGGUUCGGCGACGGCAACAAGCACUUUGCCAGCUGCGGGUUUCAGCGGGCCUCGGCGGGCCUCGGCGUUUACUCUACAUUUCACACGAACUUCAUGCAAUGCCGGCGACCCGCGGCUGGAUCGGCUGUCUUAGCGGUUUGUUUUCGCAAAACAAAACACAUUAUCCGGACAUGUUUCAUCACCAUCAGCUUCGGAAUGUCAACUGUUCUGGCCGCUGAUGAUUGUGUGGUUGCUCGUUCCAGGAUCGGAAAGCCUCAACCGUUUUCAGGGCACCUCGAUGGCUCUCUGCACCUCACGCGUGAGAUAUCCUAUCUUUCAACAUCGUUCAAGGUGAGCGUAGAGGUUACGGAUCGCACCAGAAGUUUCGCUUCUGCACAGCACGAGAUAAAAUCCGCCUUUUACUAA